AUGUCCCCGACGUCCAAACCGGCGUCCGGGGAGCGCACGCCGCUACUAGCAGAUGGAGUACCCUCGCGCAACUCAAUCGACUCCCUCCGCCGCGCCGAACAAGAAGAUGCCGCCAUCCACGGCACCCCACUCUCACCAACGCCCACCGCCCGCACCCGCACCGUCCGCGAGCUCCUCCUCUUCUCCUGGGCCCUCCUCGCAACAGCCGGAGUAAUCGUCCUGGCAGUAGUCCUCCAACACCGCAACAGCACCACCAACCCACCCACCCCCACCGACCCCAUCCCCAUCAUCCCCGGCGAUCCAGGCACGGGAACCCCCUACCCAGCCAUCUCCUCCCUCCCCCCGAAGAAAGACCGCAAGCGCAACCUCAUCUUUAUGGUAUCCGACGGCAUGGGCCCUGCCUCCCUGUCUCUCACUCGAACAUUCAGACAGCACGUCAAUAAGCUCCCCAUGGAUGACACCCUCGUCUUGGAUCAGCACUUUUGGGGCACGUCGAGAACAAGAUCGUCAAAUUCAUGGGUGACGGACUCUGCGGCUGGGGCUACGGCGUUUAGCUGUGCGAGGAAGAGUUACAACGGCGCUAUCGGGAUGGAACCCGGGUUUAAGCCCUGCGGUACGGUCCUCGAGGCUGCCAAACGGGCGGGGUACAAGACUGGUUUGGUUGUCACGACGGAUGUGACGGAUGCGACGCCGGCGUGUUUUGCUAGUCAUGUUGGGUAUCGAUGGCAGAUGGAUGAGAUUGCGAUGCAGGAGAUUGGGGAGGGGGUGUUGGGACGGUCAGUGGAUUUGAUUUUGGGGGGUGGGAGAUGUCAUUUCUUGAAGAACUCUACCGCGGGGAGUUGCAGACAGGAUGAUGUUGAUGUUGUGGAGAUUGGGCAGAAGAAGCAUGGGUGGGGGUAUGUGGAUGACAGGGCUGGGUUUGACUCGCUCAAGUUGGGGAAGAAUGUGAGCUUGCCGUUGUUGGGGUUGUUUGCCGAGAGGGAUGUGCCGUUUGAGAUUGACCGCAGGCAUAUGAAUGAUGUCUACCCAAGCUUAAGCGAGAUGGCGGUCACGGCUUUGAGGGCGUUGGAGGAGGCGACCAAGGAUAGUGAGAAGGGCUUUUUCUUGAUGAUUGAGGGGAGCAGGAUUGAUCACGCGGGACAUAUCAAUGAUCCGGCGGCACAGGUGAGGGAGGUGUUGGAGUAUGACAAUACUUUUAAUGCCGUGUUGGAGUUUAUCGAGGAGUCGGAUACGGAGGGUGUUUUGGUUGCGACGAGCGAUCACGAGACGGGUGGGUUGUCGACUGCCUGGCAGGCGCCGAAUGAGCUGCCUGUAUACAACUGGCAUCCCGAGGUUCUGCUGCAGGCGAAUGCCUCGGCCGAGUAUCUCACGCUACUGUUGCAGCAACACAUGAUCGCGAACCCGGUCGAGGAGCAGCAGCAGCUUCAGGACUGGAUCAGGGAGGAUUUGGUGGAGAAGAGAUUGGGGAUCAAGGAUGCGUUGGAGAUUGAGAUCAAUGCUCUGGCGUCGAAUCCUUUACUGGCGAUGAAUAUCUUUUCAAAAAUGGUGAGCAUCCGGGCGAGGAUUGGAUGGUCUACCCAUGGGCAUUCGGCCGUGGAUGUGAAUAUUUAUAGCAGCGGGGGGCCGGGGACGGAGGAUAUCAGGGGAAAUGUGGAGAAUAUUGAGGUCGGAGGGUUUUUGAGGAGGUAUUUGGAUGUGGAUGUGGAUGAGAUUACUAGGGAGCUGAGGGAGAAGAUGGUGGUUGAUGUGAAGGAGGCGGAGAUGACCGGGAGGGAUGGGCACCCUGAGGAGUGGUUUGUGGAGGUGGAUGGGCUGGUGGGUUAUGCUACGGCUUGA
Molecule: messenger RNA, 1836 nt
Organism: Podospora anserina S mat+
Lineage: Eukaryota; Fungi; Ascomycota; Sordariomycetes; Sordariales; Podosporaceae
Exons: 2
Coding region: 1-1836 (611 amino acids)
Biological process (GO): dephosphorylation
Cellular component (GO): fungal-type vacuole membrane
Molecular function (GO): alkaline phosphatase activity
Source: RefSeq, a predicted model, not a curated record